CACGCAUGUGAGUGUGCAUAACUUCGUGUAUAUAUACCUUUUUAAUUUCCGUAUAUUCAUAUUUUAUAUUUAUGAAAAAAAGAUCCCACUCCCAAUAAUCUUCAAUAAAUACCCCCAACCACAAUUCCAUGAGCCCUCUCACACUUACCCUUCAUUGUAAACAACAAAAAAGGAAACAUCAAGCAAAUACCCAUCUCAUUUCCGAAGAAAUUGAGAGAAUGGCGAUGAAAAAGGCAAACAAGCUGACACAAACGGCGAUGAUCAAGCAAAUUUUGAAGAGAUGCUCGAGCUUGGGGAAGAAACAGAGUAAUGUGUACAGCGAAGAUGAGAACGGACAUCCUCUUGACGUACCUAAAGGACAUUUUGUCGUCUACGUUGGAGAGAAUCGGGUCAGGUACGUUGUACCCAUUUCGUUUUUGACCCGGCCCGAGUUUCAGCUUCUUCUCCAACAAGCAGAGGAAGAGUUUGGUUUUGACCACGACAUGGGUCUCACUAUCCCUUGUGAUGAAGCCGUUUUCAGAUCUCUCACCUCCAUGCUCGGAUGAACAUAUCUUUUAGAGUUUUGCUUUUUUUUUUAAAGUUAUAUAUUUGAGAUGGUUUUAUUAGGAUGAGAACAGUGGAAGUUGCUGAGCAAAUGCUUCUCUGUUUUAGCAAACUAUUUUUUUUACAUGUUUUGCCUAAUAUGGGUUUAGUGUUGUAUUAGAGUGAGACCUAACCCUUAGAGAAAGAGAUGCUCGUGAAGAUCACUCUCAUGGUGGUGUAUUGUUGAAUGUGUACCCUGUGAGGAAUAUUUGAUAUUUGAUGAAUGAGACUUUUAGUAUUAUCA
This is a messenger RNA of Brassica napus (rape), 826 nucleotides long. Its product is annotated as auxin-responsive protein SAUR50-like. The coding region runs from base 129 to 545 and encodes 138 amino acids. The transcript has a single exon. Gene Ontology annotation, biological process: response to auxin. The record is from RefSeq and is a predicted model, not a curated record. NCBI's taxonomy places the organism in Eukaryota, Viridiplantae, Streptophyta, Magnoliopsida, Brassicales, Brassicaceae.